Messenger RNA from Nilaparvata lugens (brown planthopper), 4372 nucleotides. RefSeq names its product sestrin homolog. The coding region runs from base 593 to 1843 and encodes 416 amino acids. Gene Ontology annotation, biological process: regulation of response to reactive oxygen species; negative regulation of TORC1 signaling; positive regulation of macroautophagy. The record is from RefSeq and is a predicted model, not a curated record. NCBI's taxonomy places the organism in Eukaryota, Metazoa, Arthropoda, Insecta, Hemiptera, Delphacidae. The transcript has 7 exons. Gene Ontology annotation, molecular function: L-leucine binding; oxidoreductase activity, acting on peroxide as acceptor. Gene Ontology annotation, cellular component: nucleus.
AGUUGAGCUUCAGCCUUCAGUCGUGUUCUUCGCUUUGUACUGUUCACUUCGUAGCUUAGCUUGUAGUUGGCGUCGCUCUACGGACGUACUAGUGAACUUUCUUCUUCUUUCUUUUCCACUUUGCAAUAGACUGUGUGAAGUAAAGUAGUUGAUGUUUAUGGUUUUUUGUGAAGUGAAUGCUAAGAUUUCGAAGUGAGCAUAGCGCAGUUGGAGCAAUUAUUCAAGUGAUAACUGAUCGCACGUUAUGUACAACAAAGACAGCUGAUAUUUGUUGCUAACUGACGAGCCAAGUUGACUUCAAUUCAAUGAGCAAUUCGGCCGGUGUUUGCACAAUCAGUUACAGUUGUGUUGGAUACAGGGAUUCUUGUUCAAUAGCCGCGACCUAUCACAAUAGUUGUGAAGAUUUGGAUAGUUUGAGUGCUAGUGUAGCUUGUCCUCCAGACGACUGUCAGUUUGUCUGCAAUUGUCUUCAAACGUUUUCAAAGUCUGCCGUUUGUGAUAAGUGUUUCCUGAUACCGGCUUCAAGAUUCCGAUCGCCAACGGGAAAGUCGAAAUCUCUGGAAGCGCUGCAGAAGCGGUGACUCCAGAAGAUAUGGGACAGAUUGGACAUGAGCCGCAUUCGUUGUUCAUCGAUGCUUUUCUUCAGAACAGUAGGCUAGAUCAUGUAACUCAAGUCAUGGGACAUCACAUUACAUAUCUCGACAUAUUUCUUCGCACCCAGAAUUUCAUCCUGCGAGGGGAUGGACCAUUGCCCUACGACUAUAGGCACUUCAUUGCCAUCAUGGCAGCGGGAAGGCACCAGUGUAGCUAUCUAAUAAAUUUACAAAGGCAGGAGUUUAUUCUUCAAGGAGGGGACCAAGCCUGGUUGAAAGGCCUUGCUAAAAUACCAAAAAAGCUGAGAGACUUGUAUGAAAUCAAUAAAAUUCUUGCUCAUCGACCAUGGCUUCUCAACGAGAAACAUAUCGAGAAACUGACAAAAGGCACAGACAGCUGGUCGCUGGCAGAGGUGGUGCACGCAAUAGUACUGCUGACGCACUUCCAUUCGCUGUCCAGCUUUGUGUUCGGCUGCGGCGUCAACGAUGAGCUGGACCAGCAGCAGAGGGGCGGCAAGGGGGAGACAGUGGAGGGGGGAACGUGGCUGCAGCAGGAGGCGGCGGGUGGAGGGGGGGCUGAUAGCAACGUGGGCGUGGACACGUUGAUGCAACGCAUGAAGUCGCUCUCGGAACGCAGCGAACAGUUCUCGGCCGAGGAGAGUGCCAAACGCUUCGAGCACGUGGAGUCGCAGAGUGUCGAGCUGUUGACACGGUCCAGUGUCCGCCUCAAGCCCAGCAUCGGCCACUUCAUCGACGACCCCGAUUUCGUCUACGAGGACUUUGCGCGGCGUGGACAGAACUCCGAUAUUCCAACCUUCAGAGUCCAUGACUAUUCGUGGGAUGAUCAUGGUUACUCAUUAGUCAACAGGUUGUACAACGAUGUCGGAAAUCUGUUGGAUGAAAAAUUUAAGACUGCCUAUAAUUUAACGUACUACACAAUGGGGGGCCGUAUGGGCGUGGACACGUCGCGAUUCCGUCGGGCCAUCUGGAACUAUAUUCAGUGCAUGUUUGGAAUCAGACAUGACGACUACGAUUAUGGUGAGGUGAAUCAAUUACUAGAACGAUCUCUGAAGGCUUUCAUCAAAUCGGCGUGCUGCUUUCCAGAAAGGGUUGCUAAAAGUGACUACGACAGAGUCCUUAGGGAAUUUAAACACAGUGAGAAGGUACACGUGAACCUGAUGAUUCUGGAGGCUCGACAACAAGCCGAACUGUUGUACGCGCUGCGGGCCGUCAUGCGUUAUAUGACGUAGCCAACUCCACCUUGCCAAAGUGAUAUCAAAUUCAACGUUUAUUAUAAUUAAGAGACUCUAUAUGAAAUUAAUAAUCAUAUAUCUCAAUAUAGUAAUUAUAUUAUCAUUAUUGACUCAUAUAUUUAUUUAAUGGAAAUUAUUAUUAUAAUAGUAGACUGGAAUCAACAACAAAUUAUAAACUGUGAAACAAUGCUAGGUGUAUCUAAAAUAUUACAACGGUAGGAGUAUUUUACAAUUGUUCUAUUCUUCAAUAACAAACUGCGAUGUGAGUGAAAAUGUGAUGAAAUGCGUUGACUGUUAUUUUCUAUUUAGUCAUUGAUUUUAUUCUAUUGUAUUAAUGUUUCUGAUUUGCAAACCAUCAAACUCGUGUUUUCUAAAUUCAAAACGUUGAUGGAAAAUAGUGUCUGAAUCGACCUGAUCAAUCAAAACCAAUAGGCUAUCUGCAUUUAAUUGCAUGUAUUUGCAUGUUUCAGUUUUCUAAACCCAAGAAUCAAUUUAACCAGAAAAUAAUUGAUUUGUGAGUGAUAUUUAUCAUUAUAACACCCGGAACUAGCUAAAAGCCAAUCUGUAUAAAGCAUCUCUCGAAUUGACUAAGAAUCGCUAUUAAUGUGAAUUUGAUGUGGUGCACUUGAAAACUUGGCUUUAGUUAUCACUAGUAACAAAUCUUUUCUUUUUUCAAGUCACCUCUCACAUUUUCUUUUAGUUGUAUAAAUUGCAACAUUUUAAAGUAUUCUUACUCUUUAGUCAUACGUUUAUCGAAAUAAUAGGAAACCAAUUUUUUAAUAUUGAUUGUUCAAAAAACAAAAUGUUGAUUGUUGCUUUUUAUUUUAUUUGUAUUUUUAUAUAGUGUCGUUCAUGCUAUCCCGAGUUAUGUGCUUCAACAGAUCUAGAUUAUUUUCAAUGUUAUCGUUCUUAAUGCUAUUGUCAUUAAUUAUUUUGUAAAUAACAACUAGGUCCCGCAAUAUUUUAAUCAUGAUAGAUUUGUUCUAGUUAAGUAGGCUAUUCCAAUUUAGAAGAAAAAUCAAUUCAAUGCUAAACAGUCUUAACAAAUUGAUAAAUCUCAUGACGAUUUAGUAAUUUCUAUUGAGUGUUAAAUAUUUUUAAUAAUUAUUUUUUGCCCCAUAGCAAUAUUGUUGAAUGAUGUCCUUGAUUUCAAUCACAGAGUUUUCCUAGUAAAAAAUCAUGUACUAAACUGCAAAAAUAUUUAACCUGUUGUGAAGGAAGCAAUUUCGGCUCUGAUUGUUGUUGUUCCCUUCUUAUGGAGAACAAAUAAGAUCAUUUCAUGAAACAGAACUGAGAUUUUCAAUAAGAUUGGAGGUAAUCUUCACUGCAUGGUUUUCUAAUUAUGAAAUAAUUAUUUUGUUAGAAUUUCUUUAUAAUUUCAGUGGUAGAUUAUGCUGAAUUAGAGCUACCAUAUUUUGAUAAAUUACUUUAAUAUGUUCAACUGAAUAUAUUUAAAAUUGUUGCAACUAAUUUCAUAAAAAAUAUGAAAGUAUUACUCCUGCCUAGUUGGUUCAAUAUUCAUUCAUGAAUAUACUAAAAAUAAGUUAAUAAUCUGACCAAAGUCAUAUCGUUUUUGUAAAAAAAUGUCUGAUCAUGAACUGACAUGAAAGACAUUAUGAAAGCAAAGUACUUGUAAUAGUAGAUGUAUUAUGAAAUGAGCCGUAGAUCUAUUACCGUUGUUCCUACCAAAGUAAAGUCGUGAAAAUCAAUAAUGAAUAAUAAUUGCCCGAGUGGUAAUUCACUGUAUUUUAUCGUUGUUAUGUAGAAACUAAUUAUUUUAAAAUGGAUCUCAGUAUUAUUUUCAUUUAUAUAAUAAAUGUCAAAACUGUGAGUUUUGAAUUUCAAGAAAUACACGAUGGAAGUUGAGCAUAGGAUUGACUUGUACAAGACGUUGAAACUGAAUAAACCAAUCAUUAAUGCGUAUUUGCGUCUAUAGACACCAGACAGACACUGAACAGCAAUGGUCAUGCAGUUAAGUUUGCUUUGUCUGUGCGGUUUGUUGGGUCAGUUCCUAUAAAUUGUGAAUUUACUCAUCUUAGUCACAUAGAAAAAUAUUUUAUUGUAUGGCUCGCUGUGUUGUUGCAUUUCUGUCUGGUUUCAUUAGAUGUGAAUCAUGUCCCGGAAGAACUUUACCAUCUCAAAAACAUUUAAUAAAAAAAACAUUUCACUUCAUUACGAGCUUAGGUGCUUCAUCAUCUUUAUUAAAUGUAAAAUUACUUAUUAACAGUGUAAAAUUGUUCUCAUGUCCACCAUCUAUACAUUUGUAACCAACUAGCAACUAUUUUCAAUUUUCCGUGUACUAUUCAGUUUCUUCACAUGGGCAUUAUUGUAGUCUGCCUUUCCUUAUGUCUUUAGAAAAGCUGACACAUUCAAAUUCAUCGGUGUGCUCCUGAUUAUGUUGAUAUAACUGACAAAAUGUUUUUCCUAGAGAACAAACUAUAGUUUAAGUUUUCUAAAUGAGAAACUAUUUUUCUGUGAUUUUUCAUGAAAAUCAACUAUUGUAAUAAAGAAGUUAAUCAAAUUGAA